AUUCAAGUCUUCCCCACUUACACUAGACUUUUUCUCUACUUUUUCUACACACUUUUUUGUCCACUGUUCAUUUCUGUUUGAACUUGAGCGCUAUUCUGAAAAACCAGUACAGUAAAUUAAUCCGAUUAUCACUAUGUGUAUUUCCGAUACCGAGUGCCGGUCCGUUCCACCAAAAAAUCAUAAAUCCAAAUCCAAAACCAAGCUGAAAAAGCGUAGAAAACCGAAGUACCUAAGCCUAAGUCUCGAGCUUUCGGAGAAAAAAUCUGAACCGUCCGAUCAUAUUAUCGUUUCAUCAUCCAACGGUAGCAGUACCCAUGAUAUUCCUCAUCAGGAUUCUCAUCAGCUCAAUCUGUUCCCUCUACAUCCAGAAAAUUUGGUGGAUGAUAAGGACAGUACUGUCCAAGAAGAGAACGUAGCUCUCUUCUUUACUGGCGCUGAAAACAGCGCCACUAAUCUCACGGAGCUUCUCGUUAGUUCCAAGGAUGAAAUUGACAGCAACAUAAGUACUAGUGUUCCGAAUUACAUGACGGUUUCGUCAUCGGAGGCGAGCUUGACAUAUGCCGACACUUACAGGGGACAACAAGGUGAGCUUGUACGGACGGCUCUGAGGAAUAAAGAGAGGGAGCACAGUGAAGAAGAGAAGUGGGUUGUUUACUCUGACGUUGUUGAUGUCGAUCAACAUAGUGAGACAACGAGGAAGGACGAGGAAGUAAGUAGUUGUCCGAGGAACAAACAUCAUCAGCGACAACAACAAUUGUCUCUAAAGCUCGAUUAUGACGAAAUACUGAAUGCUUGGUCCGAUAAAGGCCCGCUUUACCUUCAUUCUGAGUCCCCACAGAUAGUUCCAGACAUCCUUGACGAUUUUCUCACCUGCGAAACGCCUUUCUCAUCGAAUGGUGGUCUAAUGGGUAGCAGCGCUGUUCUGUAUAGAGUUCCAGAAGUAGUGGCAAGUGAACAAAGUGGUGGCAAAGCCACAGAAAUAGAGGAGGAGGAUUUGAAUAUGAAGGCAGGACGAAGAGAGGCAAGUGUUAUGAGGUACAAAGAGAAGAGACAGAACAGGCUCUUCUCUAAAACCAUCCGCUAUCAAGUUCGCAAGCUCAAUGCUGAAAAGCGCCCUCGCGUCAAGGGGAGAUUUGUUAAGAGGGAUUAAAGUGUGUUUUAGCUCAACUUGAGAUGUUAAUGUGUUGCAGUGCAAAGCAGUAUGUGUGUGUGUAAUUUUCAUAUAUCUUUGAUAUAUACUGUUACAAGGAGAAGCAUGCCCAAAGAAAGUCUUGUCUAUCAAUGAAAUAAAAUUUGUAAAAGCUCUACUAAAUUGCAAGUAUCAGGGCACAUAAAUGGGGAAAAUGCAGAGAUAUGAAUGUAGAGUUCAUUUUGUUCAGAUCAAGUACUAUUAACUUUCUCAAGAAUGAAAGUGAAAAUAUCAAAAAGUCCUUGACCAUUUUGUCAUUAACACUGAAAUUAAUGGAUGAUUGGCCUCCCCAUUUAUUGCA
Molecule: messenger RNA, 1490 nt
Organism: Capsicum annuum
Lineage: Eukaryota; Viridiplantae; Streptophyta; Magnoliopsida; Solanales; Solanaceae
Product: protein CHLOROPLAST IMPORT APPARATUS 2
Exons: 4
Coding region: 134-1150 (338 amino acids)
Biological process (GO): regulation of DNA-templated transcription
Cellular component (GO): nucleus
Molecular function (GO): protein binding
Source: RefSeq, a predicted model, not a curated record